This is a messenger RNA of Theobroma cacao (cacao), 2369 nucleotides long. Its product is annotated as rop guanine nucleotide exchange factor 7-like. The record is from RefSeq and is a predicted model, not a curated record. Gene Ontology annotation, molecular function: guanyl-nucleotide exchange factor activity. NCBI's taxonomy places the organism in Eukaryota, Viridiplantae, Streptophyta, Magnoliopsida, Malvales, Malvaceae.
AUUGCAGCAGAUUAAAUAUAUGAAAGAAGGAAACAGGGGGAGGGAAAAACUGGGGUGGUCUUAAAUAGUUUCAAGAGGUGAAAGGCUCUCUCAAUCAUGUGUUUGAGCAAGCCUCAGUAAUCAUAGCCAGCUUUACUCCACACUUAUAAAGAAGCCAAAGCUUCUCACUUUUUCUCUCACAGAGAGAGAAGAUAAAAAACCCACACCCAAUUUGUUUCUACUUUUUGUUGUUGUUUUUACUUCCAUUUUGCUUGCCCCACUGAAGUAGACAUGGUUGCAACCUUAUGGAUGACGGAGCUUUCACCCACCAAAAGCAAGUAGACUCCACCCAACAACAGCAUUACCAGUUCAAGCUUUGUUUGCCUGUACCAGAGUUAAAAGCUAAAAGCUUUUGGGUUUUGAAAUCUGUUAGAAGCUUGUGCUACAGGGGUUUAGAGUCAAAUGGGUGUUGCUUGAAGAGGUUAGAGUAUAGUGGCAUGAUUGUUAACAACUCUGUUUUUUGUGCUUCGCCUGGUUUUUUUGAAGAAGAGAAAGCUGAGAUGGAGGGUUUGGUUGAGAAAAGCGAGGGAUUUGAAGAUAAAAAUGAAAGCUUUAAUGAAAAUGGGGUUCAAAUGGGGACAUUUGCCAAGUUGCUUGAAGACAAGGGUCGUGAAAGUAGUUCAAGUUCUGAUUUUUUGACAACGGAAACAACAGGGCAUGAGGAGGAACACAGUCACAGUAGUUCUGAGGAGGAGUCGGCUUCACCGCCUUUAUUGGGUUGGCCAGUACAGAAAAAUGCUGAGACAGAAGACUGUAGCAGUAGUAAUUGUAGUGAAGAUGGAAAGAAACCCCCUUCGGAUGAUAGGAAAUUAGAGAAGCAAGGCUCCACAGUUUCAGAGAUUGAGUUGAUGAAGGAAAGAUUUGCAAAAUUGCUGCUUGGAGAAGAUAUGUCAGGGUGUGGAAAUGGUGUUUGCACAGCCUUGGCUAUUUCAAAUGCCAUCACCAAUCUUUGUGCAACCUUAUUUGGGCAAAUAUGGAGGUUAGAACCACUACCAGUUGAGAAGAAAGCAAUGUGGCGAAGAGAGAUGGAAUGGCUUCUUUCUGUCAGUGAUCACAUUGUUGAGUUGAUACCCUCGUGGCAGACGUUCCCAGAUGGAAGCAAGCUUGAGGUCAUGACUUGCAGGCCCCGAUCGGAUCUUUACAUUAAUCUUCCAGCUUUAAGAAAAUUGGACAACAUGCUUCUUGAGAUAUUAGAUAGUUUUGUCGAUACAGAGUUCUGGUAUGUUGACCAAGGGAUUCUAGCCCCAGAGGCAGAUGGAUCUACGUCUUUCAGAAAAGCCCUUCAGCGCCAAGAAGAAAAAUGGUGGCUUCCUGUGCCUCGAGUGCCUCCAGGAGGCCUUCAUGAAAAUUCAAGAAAGCAGUUGCAGCAUAAACGUGACUGCACAAACCAGAUCCUAAAAGCUGCCAUGGCUAUCAACAGUAUUACUCUAGCUGACAUGGAAGUUCCUGAAUCAUAUUUAGAAUCCCUUCCCAAGAAUGGCCGAGCAAGCUUGGGAGAUCUCAUUUAUCGAUAUAUUUCAUCGGAUCUGUUCACACCUGAAUGUCUUCUUGAUUGCCUCGAUUUGUCCUCUGAGCAUCAAGCUAUAGAGAUUGCCAACCGAGUGGAGGCUUCAAUAUAUUUAUGGCGCAAAAAGACCAACUCCAAACCUGUCAACAACACAACCCGCUCCAGUUCAAAGUCAUCAUGGGAAAUGGUCAAGGACCUAAUGGUUGAUGCUGAAAAGAGAGAAAUACUUGCAGAUCGCGCAGAAAGUCUCUUGCUUUGCUUGAAGCAGCGGUUCCCUGGUCUUCCCCAGACCACAUUAGAUAUGAGCAAAAUUCAGUACAACAAGGAUGUUGGGAAAUCCAUUUUGGAAAGCUAUUCGAGAGUUUUGGAGAGCCUGGCAUUUAACAUUGUGGCACGUAUUGAUGAUCUGCUCUACGUUGAUGACUUGACCAAGCAUUCAGAUCAAUUCUCUUCAUUGACCAGAGUUGGUGUAAUCGGUCAGAAGAGUCUUUCAAUUCCAUACUCUGUGCCCUUCUCAAGCACUCCUUAUAGAACAGCAUUUACCACCCCAAACUUUUCACCAGCACAGCUAGUUAGCCCUGCGAAGGGAGAAAGAUCGCCGUAUCUCACAAGCAGCAAAUUUCAACAGCGUGGGAUAGGUGUGAAAAAAGUCUUGACAGAUUAUCUUAGUAUUGAUGUAAGAGGGAAGGAAUGCAGUAAUUCAAAUGAAGGAACAGAAUCAGGUUCAGACAUAGCUCAAGAAACACCAGUACCUUUUGAAAAAUGUCUAAAGGAGGCGGUCGGCCUAGCAAAAGAGGAGCCAGUUCCACAGAAAGAGCCCUGA